AUGGGUUCAACAGAAGUCUCUGUAAAAGUCCUGCUGCUUGGUGCAGGUGAAGCAGGAAAGAGCACCAUCAUGAAGCAGAUGAAGAUCCUAUACCGUGGUGGUUUUACUAAAGAGGAGCAGCUGGAGUUUAAAGCUGUGAUUUAUGGAAACAUCCUGCAGUUGGCACUCGCAAUCAUUGCUGGAAUGGAGAAACUCCAAAUUAAAUAUGACUCAGAGACAGCAACCGAAGACAGUGUGAAGCUACAGAAGUUAGCGGACCUGGUGGAGGAGGGGACGAUGCCGGCUGAGCUGACUGAGAUCCUGAAGCAUUUGUGGAGAGAUGGAGGAGUUCAGAUCGCCAUUGAGAGAUCAGCCGAGUAUCAGCUCAACGAUUCUGCUGCUUAUUACCUAGGUGACCUGGACCGCAUUUGUGCUGAUGAUUAUAUUCCCAAUGAUCUGGACGUUCUUUAUGCUCGUAUUAAAACCAGUGAGAUAGUAGAGGAACAGUUCACCUUUAAAGAGCUCAACUUCAGGAUGUUUGAAGCUGGUGGUCAGCGUCCUGAGAGGAAAAACUGGAUUAAAUGUUUUGAGGAUGUGACCUGCAUCAUCUUCUGUGCUGCUCUGAGUGCUUAUGACCUCGCACUGAUAGAGGAUGAGGAGGUGAACCGUAUGCAUGAGAGCCUCCACCUGUUUAACAGCAUCUGCAACCAUAAGUUCUUAAGCAGCUCCUCCAUCGUCCUGUUCCUCAACAAAACCGAUAUAUUCCAGGACAAAAUCAACAAAGUGCCGCUGACGGCCUGCUUCCCAAAUUACAAAGGUUUGAACACGUUUGAGGAUGCAAGUAACUUCAUCAGGCAGCAGUUUGAAGAUCUGAACACCAACAAAGGGUCGAAGCCGAUCUACACACACCUGACCUGCGCUGUGGACACGGCCAACAUCGAGAGCAGCUUUAACACCGUCACUGACAUCAUUAUCCAAAACCUGAAGGAGUGUGGACAGCUCUGAUCUCUCUCUCUCACUCACACACACAGGCUAGUGAUGGCUUAAUAUUAUGACAGAACACAGUUCAUGGCUCUCUGCUUCAGUCCUCAAUCUAAUCCUAGAUCAGAGCACAAUUUACCCAGAAGGCAUUGCUGCACUCUGACAGUGUCCUGACUGAUGAAGAUGUUAAUGAACAAAAGCUCUGUGUUAGUGAUGUAGCAUGUUACUCAUCUUGUACCACACUGCAGUGUGUCCCUCCUGUCAUGGAAAAUAUAAGAAAUAAAAACAGCUUAAAUAUGUUGUAAUAAUUGUAUUAUUUUGUAAUUUGUGACUCCUUACUGAAGUUUAACUGCCUGUGCGCAAUAAAUGUAGAAUCCUGAGUGUGUGUGUGUAUGUAAUAGCAGCCUGUCUUGAUGGUCAGUGUGUGUG
Molecule: messenger RNA, 1389 nt
Organism: Ictalurus furcatus (blue catfish)
Lineage: Eukaryota; Metazoa; Chordata; Actinopteri; Siluriformes; Ictaluridae
Product: guanine nucleotide-binding protein G(t) subunit alpha-3-like
Exons: 8
Coding region: 1-984 (327 amino acids)
Biological process (GO): adenylate cyclase-modulating G protein-coupled receptor signaling pathway; detection of chemical stimulus involved in sensory perception of bitter taste
Cellular component (GO): heterotrimeric G-protein complex; photoreceptor outer segment; photoreceptor inner segment
Molecular function (GO): GTPase activity; G protein-coupled receptor binding; G-protein beta/gamma-subunit complex binding
Source: RefSeq, a predicted model, not a curated record